AUGUCAUCAAUACUAGGACCCUCUCUCCCAGGAGACCCAUCGCUCACUCCGCGAGUGAUCGGAGCCGGUUACUCGAGGACAGGAACGGUAUCAUUCACCAUAGCCCUGCAGAAACUCCUCAAUGGCCCCGUCUGCCACACCGGAUCCGUAUGCUUUAACCGUGAAGAAGCCAUCAUAAAGCAAUUCUGCGCCAUAGGCAAAGCAGAUCCGGUGAAAGACCACGCACUGAUAAACAACACCCUCCGCGGCAUUUUCGCCGGCUAUGUAGGCUUGACAGACAGUCCGGGAUCAAUGUACGUCGGGGAGCUGGCAGAAGUCUACCCCGACGCCGUGGUCAUCUGUACGACGCGGGAUGCUGAACGCUGGUGGGAGAGCGUGCAAGAGCUAGAGAAGACCGUGGUGGCGUUUUGGAUGCAAGAUAUUUUGUUUGCGCCCAUGCCGAGUCUGAGGUAUUUCAAGACGUUUGUUAUGUCCAUGGCGCCGAGCGAGGUCCUGGUAACUUUCCCCUCUUUUACUCCAAACACACACACUCUCUCUACAGUAUAUCCCCCACUAAACACCCUCCCAGACCACCUCCAAAUCCACGCAGAAUAUCUCAAACGAGUCGUCCCCUCUUCCCGCCUAUUCUUCUUCGACGUCAAAGACGGCUGGGCUCCGCUGUGCAAGAUCCUAGAAUGUCCGAUUCCAGACGAGCCGUUCCCGCAUGCUAACGAGAACGAGGCUAUGCAGGAGUUUUUUGCUGGCAUGUUUAGGGCUGCCGUGGUCAGGUGGAUGCAGAUUAUUGCUGGUGGUGGGCUUUUGGCUGUGUUUGGGGUGUGGAUUUACGGGAGAUAUGGGGCUGGGUAUUAG
Messenger RNA from Lachnellula hyalina, 849 nucleotides. RefSeq lists its product as uncharacterized. The transcript has 3 exons. Bases 1 to 849 code for a protein of 282 amino acids. The record is from RefSeq and is a predicted model, not a curated record. Lineage: Eukaryota; Fungi; Ascomycota; Leotiomycetes; Helotiales; Lachnaceae.